CAAACCCGGCUACGUCUCCAGCACCGACUGCAACAACGAGUGUAACGGGACAGCCUUCGUAGACAGCUGCUCCGGGCAAUGUGUUGGUGGGUCAACGGGCCGAACUGCUGCAGAUUUCCGAGACUGCAACAAUAACUGCAACGGCACCAGUGUGAACGACACAUGUGGUUUCUGUGUAGCAGCGUCGUCGGCAGCCGGCGUCACAGGCAGCCAGUACAAAGACUGCAACAACGACUGCUACACACCAGGUACACUGUCGCAGAUGGCGUCAAACAACACCUGUCUGAUAUGUGUCGGCGGUCGGACAGGCAAUGCGGCAACGGAGGGAUGGACGCUUGCGGCGUCUGUAACGGCGACAACUCCACCUGCUCUGACUGUAGCGGUGUUCCGAAUGGAGGAAAGGUUCUCGACGCAUGCGGGUUGUGCAAUGGGGACGGCACUUCCUGUCUCGCUGUGACGUCGGUUAGCCUCGACUACGUCCCAGCACAAACCGCAAGGACUGUCAAGGUGGGCGGCGCGGGGUUAAAUGGGGCAGCGUUAGUGUGUGUGGCCAUCAACCAGGCUACAAACGCUGCAACCAGUUUGACCAUCACCCAAAAGACUGCCCAAGAAGUCACCAUAUCUCUUCCCGCUCUAGCUGCAGCUACGUACACGAUAUCGUGUCGCCUAGGUUCGGGACAAGCCUUAGCCAACAGCACGGCCACUGUGACAGUGUAUGCUUCAAGUGCUACCGUGACCUCUGUGACCCCUACCCAGUUCACUAUAUCCGGAUCGACCCAGUCUCUAGCAUUCGUGGGAUCUGGCUUCGUUGUCAACCACACCUAUUGCCACGUUAAAGUGGGAGCGGCUGCAGAAACUACCUUCCUUGCAAGUGUCACCGACGGCAGUAAUGCUGCAUGUGACGUCACGCAUCCGGCGACGUCAUCUCAAAUAUUGGUAGCAUUGAGUCUGAACAAGGUGGACAAACUCGCCAGCGACACCACAGUGACGGCACAGGCUGCAGCCCCCACCGCCACCGCCGCCUUCACCAACUCAGGUGAAAAGGUGGUUGUGACAUUUAGUGCGCCUGUGGCCACAGCCAGUCUCACUUCCUGUGCAGCGGUGUUCCAGGAUGUGUCGUCACUCGGAUCCUCUGCGACAUGUUCCUUCCAAUCUCGGACCAUCAUGCUGAUUGAAAGUACGACAGCGGCUAUAGACAGCAGCUUGACUCUAAAGACUGGAGCCGUCAAAGCCUUUGGGGAAACGUAUGCCAUUGCUGCCAGUGGAACGAUCACACUAGCCAAGGGGAGUAACCCUCUCAAACCUACCGGUAUGAUCCGGGGACCAAGCCAACUCGGCACUUGCAGUGACCUGUCCGUGGAUGCCCUCGGAAGCUUUGGUGGUGGGGGUCGGGCGCUGACCUACACCUGGGCAGUGUCCCCAUCAACCGGACUCACUCUCACCGGGCAAAGCACAGCUAGUCUCUCCGUCACCGGCACAAUGAGCGGAUCGACGUACACUGUCACCGUGACUGUGUGUAACUUCAUGAACGAGUGCGACACUACCCCGACCUUGACCGUGCAGAAGCUUACGACGGCCAUUCCCGACGUCUACGUUACGGCUGGUGUUGAUACCUCCAACGUUCUGGUGUCCGAGGGUUUUGAACUGACAGCGAAUGCUAAGCUGACGAGCUGUGUGGACGACACGCUCUUGUUCUCGUGGACCUUCAGUGACUCCCGCGUCAACAUCAACACCGUCGACCAGACACGCAGGGUGUACAACGUCCGUACCGGAGACCUUCCAGGUGACGUUACAGUGACGGCGACAGUGACGGUAUCACUGGCCAGCGACACCACCAGGACAGUUGCAGCUUCCAUCUCACUCGUUACCAAGUCAACGGCUCUAGUCGCUUCCAUCAAAGGGUCGGACACAGUUACCAUAGGAACGCAGACAGGUCAGCUUUCACUGGACGGAAGUGGUUCCCUAGACCCAGAUGGCGCUUCUGGUAGCCUUAAGUACGAGUGGUCAUGCGUCGAGCAGUUAUCGUCAACAACAGCGACAUGCCUAGACCCUACCGGAGCUACCUUCCCGACAUCGUCUGAGCGUACUACAGCAACACUGACGAUGGCGACGUCCCGGUUAUCGGGAGGAAAAACCUACGUCUUCACACUGACAGUCAGCAAGUCUAGCGGGGGCAGCACGAGGUCAAACUCCGCUUCCGUCACAGUGGUCACCAUCGAGGGCACUCCACCAAAGGUCUUGUUCAGAGACCUGGCCGGAGGCAACAAAAUUAACGCGAACAACGUCUUCACAGUCAGAGCCAUCAUAGAGUCUUCGACGACAGUUACCGCUUCCUGGGAAUCAGUGAUCACGGACGGUUAUGGGUUUGUGGACGUGACGAACGCUAACAACCUACAGACCCCAUCGACGGUAACAGCUAUCACAAGCACGUCAUUUGUCACAGUGCUGUCAAUCAAAGCAGGCAUCCUGCAGCGUGGGACGAACUACCGCUUCAAGUGUACCGUUACUGAUGCAAACGGGAAGAGCAGCGUGGCAACGGAAGACGUGUAUGUCUACAAUGGCGUCACUUCCUGUUCUAUCAGCGCCCCCUCGUCCUACCAACAACUAGACUCGGUGAGUCUGAGCGUGAGCAAGUGCUACACCGACAGUGACGGCAUUCCCCUCACCUACACCCUCUACCAAGUGUCGGGCGGCAGCGACACCUCUGUGCCCCUCUCCACUACUCAGGACAGUGGGCAGUUCACAGUAACAGUUGGCCCCAAGGCCGACGCGUCCGGAAAGAACGUCUUUGCCGUUCAGGUGUGCGCGAACAAAGGGGGAUGUAUGAUAUAUAAAAGCGGAGACGUCACCGUGACGGCAGUCACUGCAGCAGCGUUGGUAGCCAAGCAGACGUCGGUGAUCAGCAAUACUGACACGCUCCAGAAAGAAGGUAAACCUCUGCAAGCAGCAGUAGCGCUCGGCAUCUACAUUGCUGCCCUGCAACAAAGUAUCAGCAGACGUCGCCGUAGCGCUGAUGAAGCGCUGGACCGUCAAAGACGUAGCACAGUCGUCACCACAACACUGGCAACACUUCAGAUAAAUCUCGUCAACACAACACUCAACACCAUGCAGUUGAAGGAGACAGAGGCAAAUACAUUGCUAGGUGUUCUCGGUGCAUUACCCGCAACAACAGUCAGUGACAGCGACAUGCUAGUUAUCACAUCCUUCUAUGUGACCAUCACAAACUAUUUCCAAACAAAUUCGGUCAAAAUGACAGCAAGCAGUGUGGAACACAUACAUACAUGGACGGCGGCACUGGCUGCCAGGUCGGUAACCGGUAGUGACGUCACAGAUCUGACCUCAAAAAUAACGAAAGCCGCUAGGCUGGGAUUUCAAUUGGAUGAAAGUCAGACCUUCACCUUCGCAACUUCAACCCGGAAGUACAUGUUCAUCAUACCCGGAAGUGGUCACAUCAGCAAGGACACGAACAGUACCACCAUCAAUUUUGGAGAUACUCUGAGGAAAAGAUUUGCGUCGUGGGCAUGCAGCUCGGGAACGUGCGAGGGCGUAGGCGUCGAGAUCACAAGCAGCAACACCGACGUCGAUCCUUACUCCACCACCAGUGACGACAUCAAGCGGAGAUCAUCCGACGUUGUGGACAUUUUGCUCAUUGAUCCGGUCUCAGGAGAUCAGUUAUCCAGCAUCACAGGUCUGAGCGUCCCGGUGUCCAUGACCUUUGUAGUGACUCGGCCUCAGUCGGGGUCGACCCAGAGCUGCAAGUACUGGAACACGCUGAGCGCGAGAUGGGAAACAGAUGGAUUGUCGGUGUCCUCCCAGUCCACGAGCUCCGUCACGUGUACCAGUGACCAUCUUACUGGCUUUGCAGCCUUUGGGGAAUCAACAACAGCAGCGAAUUCAUCACAAACAGGUUUGAUCGUUGGAAUCGUCUUCGGUGGUAUCAUUGCGAUGUGUGUCAUCGUAGGCAUCGCCAUCGUCAUAGCCCUCGCUGUCAACAAGAAGAACAAAGUGAACAUUGUCGAGGCCAUUUCUCCGCCACUUGGUCCGGAACCCUGAGUGACGUCAUCAGUGACGUCUCGCCGGCCUAUCAGGUUCUUGCUUAAAUACAUUGGUUGGUUAUUCUCAAGUAUGUUAAUGUAUGUAUUUGGACGUAAAAAAGGUUGAUCUUUACGUUCGUACAUUCUGUUCAUGAUGAAAUGGGAAUUUAAAGGGAGUUUUAUUUUUUAUCAAUAUUUACAUAACAAAAUGCUUUUUAUAUUUAUACAAAUGAAUUGAAUCAAUACCAUGAAUGAAUGGGAUCUUUGGUCAAUACGAUAAGAUUUCUGAUUCGUGCCAGAAAUGUACGACUGUCUCGCAUUACGAACAGAAUGACUUCAUAUUUAUGUGACGUCAUUACCGGUAUGUUGGCAUGAUGCCAAGGUGUCCAAGAAAGCACCCGUUUUACCAUUUUAAGGCCGUUUCGUUCCUCCUUUACGGCCCGGGCCCUGUUGUAUGUGCUCACAUUCAUUUGCGGUGGAUUUGAGACAUUGACAAAUUUUCACUUCUUCUACCUGUACUCGGUUUGUUUUCUGUGAAACUUCAAAUUAUUUGAAACUAUCAAAUUAGUCCACAAACACAUACAGCUUUACCCACAGAUCUGAUGUUUAUUUCUGUUCAAGUAUCAAAUACGAACAUUUUAAUGGCACAAAUAAUAUCAACGGAAAAGGUUACAUUGUCAAAGUAAAGAGAUCGUGAAUAUUUGGGGAAUAUUUUAUGAAACUGUAUUUCAAUCAUCUAUUAAAAGACAUUGGUGAUCCCCAACUUCUUUAGCCCAGUAUGGGGCGGUGGGGUAGCCUAAUGGUUAAAGCUUUGGCUCGUCACGCCGAAGACCCGGGUUCGAAUCCCCA
Haliotis rubra (blacklip abalone) is the source of this 4883-nucleotide messenger RNA. RefSeq names its product mucin-19-like. The coding region runs from base 163 to 4053 and encodes 1296 amino acids. The transcript has 24 exons. Lineage: Eukaryota; Metazoa; Mollusca; Gastropoda; Lepetellida; Haliotidae. The record is from RefSeq and is a predicted model, not a curated record.